UGGCAAAACCAUGGGCGGCGCCGGGCCACUUGUGCCAUUCCAAGACUGGUUUCUGCCUUGCGCUUAAUUGGAUUCAGUUCUCGUAUCUCUUGAUUUAGUAUGUCGAUCGCUGAUUUCACUCCUGCCCAAACCCAAGACUUGGCCACGUCGUUGGCCGUCCUUUUGCUCCAUGAUUUGGAAGUCGAAGUGUCUGCCGACAACUUGAACGAAGCCUUGUCCGCCGCCGGCGUCACUGUCCCGGCGUACUUGCCCACCUUGUACGCGAACGCCGUGGAACGUGGCUUGAAGGUGUCCAAGGCCUUGGCCGGCCCUUCGGCUGGUGGUGCCGCCGCGCCGGCCCCUGCCGCCGGUGCCGCUGGCGCUGCCGCCCCCAAGAAGGAAGAAAAGAAGGAAGAAGAAGAAGAAGCCGACUUGGGCGGUGGCAUGGACAUGUUCGGCGGUGGAUCCGACUAUUAAGCAUUGGAUCUCCAUCCACAAACCGGACCAUCUGCACCCGAUGUCCAUGAGCUCUUGUUGUGCGCAAGGGAUGACGACCAGUUGGCCGGCGAUAGGUGUCAAGAGAUGCGCGCCGCGGAUGGCUAAUUACGUCGUAAUAAACCCAGCCAAGGUGUAGUAGACA
Aphanomyces invadans is the source of this 619-nucleotide messenger RNA. RefSeq lists its product as hypothetical. Gene Ontology annotation, biological process: cytoplasmic translation. The transcript has a single exon. Lineage: Eukaryota; Oomycota; Saprolegniomycetes; Saprolegniales; Verrucalvaceae. Gene Ontology annotation, cellular component: cytosolic large ribosomal subunit. The coding region runs from base 100 to 456 and encodes 118 amino acids. Gene Ontology annotation, molecular function: ribonucleoprotein complex binding; protein kinase activator activity; structural constituent of ribosome. The record is from RefSeq and is a predicted model, not a curated record.